Cyprinodon tularosa is the source of this 2561-nucleotide messenger RNA. It is a transcript of the gene olfml2ba, whose product is annotated as olfactomedin-like 2Ba. The transcript is spliced from 6 exons. Bases 28 to 2232 code for a protein of 734 amino acids. The record is from RefSeq and is a predicted model, not a curated record. NCBI's taxonomy places the organism in Eukaryota, Metazoa, Chordata, Actinopteri, Cyprinodontiformes, Cyprinodontidae. Gene Ontology annotation, biological process: signal transduction.
CACAUUUGAUGUAAACUAUGUUUUCUGAUGGCGUUCACUCAAUCAUUGCAGCUGUCCACCAUCCUGGAGCUGCUGGAGGGUUCCUUCUAUGGGAUGGAUCUACUGAAGCUGCACUCUCUGACGAAUAAGCUCCUGCAACGAGUGGAUCACAUCGAGAAGGCGGUGUCUGUUGGCCAAGCAAAGACUCAAGGGAGUCCUGUAUUAAAAAUGAAAGUAACUGAAAGCCCAGCUACUCCUCUUCCUCAGCCACAUCAGGAGGAGAGAUUUGGUGAUGUUAGUAAGGCGGCAGCUUACCACUAUCCAGAGGAAAGAUUCAAAGAAAAGUUUACGACGGAAAAUCCAGCCACUCAAAAGCCCGUUGGCUCUGAUAGGAUCGCUGAGAUCAAAGUUCUAAAUACCACGGCCAACAAAGAGGAUUCUCAGGUGUCGAAGGCUGGAUCUAAUGAAAUGAUCAUCAGAGGGAUGACUUUUUAUAAAUCUGAGCCUGAUGCUGUGGAGCCAGACCCCAUGGUGGCAGAUGACGGAGAGCCUGGCGAGAACAUGUUUGAAUACCAUGAAUUCAGCGGAGACGGCUCCAUCAACCUCUUUAUUGAAGAGAAUCUCCUUCGUCAUCAAGCCACUCGGCCCAGGACACGAACUUGGUUGAGAUCAUUUAGGCCGAAGUCCACUGAUCCUGUACCCAAGAGGAACACCCCGUCUUUAAAACUAAAGGAAACAAAGCCCAUCUUAACGUCUCAUAAUGAGAUCAUUAGUGAUAGUGGAAUCAAGUCCUUGGAAGUGUCUGCAGAGGUGGCCACAGCGAGAAGCGUUAAAGCUGGACCAACCAGUACUGCAAACAGUUUACAAAUCAAAAACCGGGAACCUCUGACAGAUUGGCCCGUUCCCAUGACAACAGCUCCAGGAGCUUCCUCAACUAUCAGCCCACCUGAAAACACCAAUCAAACUAAACUGAGUCCAACCCAACCCUCCAACAGGCCAGACAUGAAGGAAACGGUAGAACCGUUAUCCAAGGGAUAUUCUCCCAUCUCCAAGAUGGAAACCACAAGCUUUGAGCUCAAAGAUCAAAAGCUGACAACUUCAGAUCUAAACUCCAUGGCAGAGGCUCAAACCAUGAGCCGGCCAUCUGCUACAACUAUUACCCCCUCACCCUCAGCUCCGGCACAUCCCACAAUGUAUUCCACCUCAGUGCACAGCAACGCAUCAACACUGCAAGAGGAAACUACUCCCACCCACUCAUCUGAUCCCACUUUACCUGGUGACAUGGCUCUACGCACCAUCACAGCUGUAACCCGCUCCCCUAAAGUCACCAGCACUCCCAGACUGACUGCUGCAGUCAAAAGGAAAUACAAAAUUAGCUGGGAAGAAGAAGAUGUGGGGGCAGAAAACCUCGACAUACAACAACCAAUGCAAAACCAGAAGGAAUCAACUUCAAGAAAAACUGGGGAAUGUAAGGACACUUUGGCAAGUAUAUCUGAGCCAAUCACUCACAACACCUAUGGUAGACCUGAGGGAGCUUGGAUGAAGGAUCCCAAAUCCAAUGACGAGAAGAUCUAUGUCACAAACUUCCAUUAUGGGAAUAACCUUCUGGAGUUCCAGAAUCUGGAGGUUUUCAAACGAGGCCGUUUCACCAACUCCUACAAGCUCCCCUACAACUGGAUCGGCACCGGACACGUGGUCUAUGGUGGGGCCUUCUACUACAACCGGGCCUUCUCCCGCGACAUCAUUAAGUACGACCUGCGGCGGCGCCAAGUGGCUGCCUGGACUAUGCUGCAUGACGCAGUGUUUGAGGAGUCCUCGUCACCAUGGGAAUGGCGCAGCCACUCGCACGUUGACUUUGCCGUGGACGUUAGUGGGCUUUGGAUCGUCUACCCGGCACUGGAUGAAGAGGGGUUCUUACAGGAGGUGGUCAUCCUGAGUCAGCUGAACCCCAUAGAUCUCAGCACUCAAAGGGAGACCACCUGGAGGACUGGGCUUAGGAGGAACAACUUUGGGAACUGCUUUGUCAUUUGCGGAGUCUUGUACGCCGUGGACAGCUACAAUAAAAAUGAUGCCAACCUGGAAUAUGCCUUUGACACACACACAAACACUCAAAUGAUUCCCAGGAUGCCCUUCAUCAACAACUACACCUACACCACCCAGAUCGACUAUAACCCGAAGGAAGGGGUUCUGUACGCAUGGGACAAUGGACACCAGGUCACAUACAACAUUACUUUUGCUUAUGUAGAUCCUUAAGAGCCUUUUUGUCUUUUUUGUUUUUUAUAUUUUUGAAUGGAUUGUAGAUCAGUCCACAAUGGCCACAGAAAUGAGACAAACGAGGCCAAAUGUACAGAUAUACUUAGUGUUUACAUUGUUUAUAUUAAAGUUUACAUUUUGUAUAAAUAGAUUAACCUUCAAUAUUUGUAUCAUGUUUCACUGAGAACUGUCUUAUGCCAAAUGAUUGAAUUGCUUCAUGCUUUGUCAGGUGAAAACCCCAGACAAGCAGAUAAUUAUAAAGAGAAUGAAAAUAAUACAUGCCUUUCACAUUUUCUUUUAACCAAUAAAAGUUUUAAUGGUACUGUUUA